AGCGGAAAAGCGAGCAAUGGCGGAAAACCUGAGGAAAUUGGUCUCCAACGAAUCUUUACGAUUGAUGCACGACAACCUAGAGCGCUGGCUGAGGGAGUACAACACAAACUCGUGUGAUCAAAAUCUAAGUGUUUGCCUCGAAUUCAUUGAACAAGUUGCCAAGGUGCAGGGACAACUCUUUGGAAUCCUCACUGUAACAGCUCAAGAAGGAGGACAUUAUGAUGGUGUGCAAGUAAUUAAAUCACGUCUUUUGCCUUGGUUGGAAGCCUCCUUCACUGCUGCUUCCCUGGGAAAACCUGUUGACAGCAAGGUCCCCUCUCUGCAGGACACGUUUGAUAAGGAGAGACAGAAAGAGUUUGGGGUUCGGGAUCGAGACAUGCAGCAAUUAGACUCGGAGCUGAGCUCAACUCGUAAUCAACUCAACCAGGUUCAAGACGAUCUGGCUGAAACUGCAAAGACUCUUGAAGCAACCAAGAACAGAUCGUCCAUAUCCAUUUUGGCUGCAGAGGAGGAAAUAAAUCAGCUAAGAAAGCAGCUUAAAUCUCUUCAAGCCCAGGAGGAGUCCCGCCACAGAAACUCAGCACACAGAAGCUCUGUGCACAGGAGCGCAGCACAGCGUGGCGUGGAGUCUCGAAGCUCAGAGCCGAGGACCUCUGAGCAGAGGGAACCGAAGGAUCGCAGCUCGGACAGGCGCAGCUCGGACAAGCGCGCCUCCAGCUCUGACAAGUCUGACGCAGAAGUGAUAUCUGAUUAUGAGAAACAGCUUCGGAAGCUGAAGGACGAGAUCGCCGUUCUGUCUUCUGAAAAAUCUGUGCUCCAAGGAAGGUCCACCGGGAGCGGGUCUUCAAGCCCUGCCCCUCGCAGCCGCAGCCGCAGCCGCAGCCGCACCCGCAGCCCCUCCACCGCAGUGGUGAAGGUCAGGACCCCGUCUCCGAAUCCCGCCAAACUGUCCAGCGCGGCGCGCAAGGCUGCCCUCUUGUCGCGGUUCAGCAAUGCCUACUCCCAGGCCCGCCUGGACGCGCAGUGCCUGCUGCGGCAAUGCAUCGACAAGGCCGAGACCGUGCAGCGGAUCAUCUACAUCGCCACAGUGGAGGCCUUCCAUGUAGCUAAAAUGGCAUUCAGACAUUUCAAGAUCCGUGUGAGGAAAUCUUUGUCACCAUCUUAUGUGGGGUCGAAUGACUUUGAUGAUGCUGUUGCAGAUUAUAUCAUUUGUCAUCUCGAUCUAUAUGAUUCCCAAAGCAGUGUCAACGAUGUGAUCCGAGCCAUGAAUGUCAACCCCAAGAUUUCAUUCCCCCCGGAAGUUGACUUUUGCCUCCUCAGUAACUUCAUUCAGGAGAUAUGUUGCAUUGCCUUUGCGAUGCAGACUUUAGAGCCACCCCUAGAUACUGCAUUUGGGGCUGAUGGAGAAAUUUUUAAUGAUUCCAAGUACCGUCGCAGCUAUGACUCUGAUUUCACUGCUCCCUUGGUCUUCUAUCACGUGUGGCCUGCCCUCAUGGAGAAUGACGUUGUCAUUAUGAAGGGAGAAGCUGUCACCAGGAGAGGGGCUUUUUGGAAUUCGGUGCGAUCUGUAAGCCGAUGUCGAAGCAGGAGUUUGAGUCCCAUCUACCCCCGUAGCCAUAUUGGUUUAAGCAUGCUGCCUCGAAGUCGGAGCCCUUCUCCCAUACGAUGUGGAUUGCCAAGGUUCUAAAACCACCAGACAGGUUCCCUGGCCACAGCGCAUCUGCCGCAGCCAGCCUCCCAGCGCGCUGUCCGCCCGCCGCGCCCGCCUCUCACCUUGCUUAAGAUAAUGUGAAAGGGCAAUUCUGUGUACCACUCCGCA
Molecule: messenger RNA, 1819 nt
Organism: Pteronotus mesoamericanus
Lineage: Eukaryota; Metazoa; Chordata; Mammalia; Chiroptera; Mormoopidae
Gene: SPATA18
Product: spermatogenesis associated 18
Exons: 14
Coding region: 17-1687 (556 amino acids)
Biological process (GO): mitochondrial protein catabolic process; mitophagy by internal vacuole formation
Cellular component (GO): mitochondrial outer membrane
Source: RefSeq, a predicted model, not a curated record